AUGCCUAAGAAGGCUAACAGGAUUGAGCCCAAGAGGAAAAACAUAGAAAAACAAAAAAAGUUUCAUCCAUGGAUUACACGAAUCUUCAGCCACCAAUGCUAUGUCACUCUCCUUACUGGCUGCUACAGUUGUCAGUGGAAGUUCAGACGAUGGGAAAAAAUUAAACCUGGAUCCUGUUGCUGCAGUCUGAGAGAGCAAUUAUUUUACCCAUGCCUGCUAAUUUCAUUUAUCUUGUCUGUGAUUUUCCUGUACCUAUGGAUAGAAACUUCAAAUGAAUACUUUAACUUUGACUGGGUUGUUUUUCUAGGAACAGGACAUUGGAUCUUCUGCUCUAUUCUUCUUCUAAGUUUAGCUGGGAUCCUGACUGCCUACUCUUCAUUGCUGUUGUUACUUGGAUAUUUGUUGCUUUGGGAAGGGAUUGAACUCUACUUGCACUGGUGUCAUAAGAUCCUGGUUCUUGUGGUUAUUCUGCUGUGCGUCUUUUUUAUGUUCGUUAUAUGCAAAUUCUGGAAAGAAAGGUGGCUGGUAGCUGGGAUGUCACUGAAGAUCUUUUCUCCUUACGUGCACCUGUGCAGCGUAACUCUGAUGGUUGUCCUUUCCUGGCCUUUGGCCUUCUACAUGGCCCGUUUGGAAAGAGAAGUUAGAAUAAGAAGACACAUGAUGACCCAUUCUGAGAAAAAAAGACUCAAGAGGUGUAAUAUAUUCACAAGGUUAAGAGGUCUACAAGUGGCUGUUGGAUUGCCCUUUUUUCUUAUCCUUUUAUGUCUCUAUUUGAUGCCACUGGGAAUUUAUUCUCCCUGCAUUCAGAAGGAGGAGGAUUUGGGGCCCAAGCCAGUCCUCUUUGGACAUAGAGGUGCACCCAUGCUGGGGCCUGAGAACACCAUGAUGUCCUUUGAGAAAGCUGUUGAACAAGGAGCUUAUGGACUAGAGACUGACAUACACUUAAGUGUUGAUCAUGUGCCUUUCCUGUUGCAUGACCAUGACCUGAGAAGAACAACCAAUAUCAUGGAAGUUCUGCCAGACGCUGCCUUCAAGCACCCUGCCUUCUUCGAUUGGACAUUUCUGUCGACUCUAAAUGCAGGCAGAUGGUUUGUAGACCCACAGACCAAACCAUUUUUCAAUAUGAAACCUCUAUCAGAGGAGGAUAAAAAAAGAGCAAGAAAUCAGUCGAUUCCAAAACUAGCUGAUUUUUUGAGACUUGCAAAGAAGGAAAAUAAAUUUGUGAUAUUUGAUCUUUAUGGCCCACCACCAAAACAUCCUCUCAGACACACAUUUGUCCGCCGAGUAAUAGAUGUGAUCCUUGACUCUAAAAUUGAGCAACGUCGGGUUUUUUGGUUACCGAGCCAUGAUAAGGCAUAUGUCAAGUACAUGGCUCCUGGUUUUCAGCGUAUAGAAACUUCACUCUCCAUUGAAUACCUUACAAAAGAAAAUAUCAGUAGAAUAAAUGUUGACUACAAGAAUUUAGUCUACAGUAAGUUAGGAGAUUAUAAAGCAGCCAACAUCAAGAUCAACUUAUACAUCGUCAAUGAGCCUUGGCUGUUCUCACUGGCCUGGUGCUCCAGUAUUAGCUCAGUGACCACAGACAACAUUCCGCUUCUGAGUCAGAUUAAUCACCCUUACUACUUCAUGACACCAAGGUUCUAUAUGUUCAUGUGGAUUUUCACGGAUAUUGUUUCUGCAGUUGUCAUUUUUGCCAUAUUUUAUAUUCACUGGCGGAGAGAGAUCACAAAAGCAAAAUUGUUCCGAAGCUCCACCAUUCUCUCAGACAGUACAAGCCAAAGUGAACAUCAGGGAACUUCUCACUUAUCCGUGAAGGCACCUCCCCGAGUUGUGGAAAGUCCUUGGACCUUAGCGGCCCUCAACCCAGCUUUAAACAAGAGCACAGAUAAAUACCCGGAUGCUUUUCAUUUUGGUGUAGCUUCCAAGAAACCAGCACCUGUCAAGAACACUGUUGCACCUCUGAAGCCUGCCAAACAUGACAGUCAACCACCAGCACCUACUAAGGUCUUUGAAUUCACCCGAGCACCCAGCUGGCAGGAUACCAACAAUGCCACCCUUCAAGCUACAUUGCCUGCCUUGAAGGUGGAUAAACCAACACUGCCCUCUGUAGAGGCCCCCCAUCCUGAAACAGACCCCGAAGAGACCCCCAUGGCUGGAUCUUCCCAGGAAACCUAUGUAACUAUAUAUUCUACCAAACCCAACAUGUCCUCCUCCUAUGGGAUGUUUUCAAACAAUUAG
Messenger RNA from Lemur catta (Ring-tailed lemur), 2238 nucleotides. RefSeq names its product glycerophosphodiester phosphodiesterase domain containing 4 (gene GDPD4). Gene Ontology annotation, cellular component: membrane. The record is from RefSeq and is a predicted model, not a curated record. Gene Ontology annotation, biological process: lipid metabolic process. Bases 1 to 2238 code for a protein of 745 amino acids. Lineage: Eukaryota; Metazoa; Chordata; Mammalia; Primates; Lemuridae. Gene Ontology annotation, molecular function: glycerophosphodiester phosphodiesterase activity. The transcript has 17 exons.